CUCAUAAAAAAAAAACCUUAUAUUAUUAAACUCCUUUUUAAUAAUUUCGUUUUUUCCUACUACUACCUACUGAAUAAAUAUUCAAUAUGGCCGCUUCCGUCGACAACCGCCCAUACACUCCUCUCCAACACGACGUCGUUCGCACCUUCAAUCUACCCAAUAAGUCACCCGAACCGUCCUUCGUAUCAGAUUCCUCAAGCGAAGACGACGAUAACGUCAUUAUUGCCAACUUAAAAGACAUGAUUCGAGAGGGAACCAUGGAAGUGGAACCCUCCAUCUUCGACCCACGAGAUGAUGGAACCUCCGACCAAUGGAUCCAACGGAACACUUCCCUGGUCCGUCUCACAGGUAAGCAUCCCUUCAACUCCGAACCACCACUCCCAAGCCUCAUGCGCCAUGGCUUCAUCACCCCCGUUCCACUCCACUACGUCCGUAACCACGGACUCGUUCCCAGAGCACGUUGGGAGGACUGGACCGUCGAGGUAUCCGGCCUAGUGAACCGUCCCUCCCGGUUCACCAUGGACCAGCUGGUUCACGAUUUCCGAAACCGCGAGUUCCCCGUUACCCUUGUCUGCGCUGGGAACCGCCGCAAGGAACAGAACAUGGUGAAGCAGAGCAUCGGGUUCAAUUGGGGCGCUGCUGCCAUCUCCACUUCGGUGUGGCGUGGUGUACCGUUGAGGAGCGUGCUCAAGCGGUGUGGGAUCUUUACUCGCUCAAAGGGAGCCCUCCACGUGUGCUUCGAAGGAGACGAGGAUCUGCCAGGUGGAGGUGGGUCCAAGUAUGGAACCAGUAUCCUGAGGGAGAUUGCACUGGAUCCCUCCCGCGACAUCAUCUUAGCUUUCAUGCAAAACGGUGAGCAUUUGGCCCCAGAUCACGGCUUCCCCGUACGGUUGAUAAUACCGGGUUUCAUUGGUGGCCGCAUGGUGAAAUGGUUGAAACGCAUCGUUGUAACUACCCAGCAAUCUGACAGUUUUUACCAUUACAAGGAUAACAGAGUACUCCCCUCCCACGUUGACGCCGAGCUUGCCAAUGCCGAAGGUUGGUGGUACAAGCCAGAGUAUAUUAUCAACGAUCUUAACAUAAACUCGGUAAUAACCACUCCCUGCCACGAUGAGAUCUUGCCCAUCAACUCAUGGACUACUCAGACACCUUAUGUACUCAGAGGUUACGCAUAUUCCGGGGCUGGGAGAAAGGUGACACGUGUUGAGGUGACACUGGACGGUGGUGAUACGUGGCAAGUAUGCGCGUUAGACCAUCCGGAGAAACCCAACAAAUACGGUAAAUACUGGUGCUGGUGCUUCUGGUUCUUGGAGUUGGAGAUAUUGGACCUGCUUGGGGCCAAGGAGAUUGCGGUGCGCGCUUGGGACGACGCCCUCAACACCCAGCCCGAGAAGCUCAUUUGGAAUGUUAUGGGCAUGAUGAACAACUGUUGGUUCAGAGUGAAAACGAACGUGUGCAAGCCCCAUAAGGGUGAGAUUGGCAUAGUGUUCGAGCACCCAACCCAACCUGGCAACCAAUCUGGAGGUUGGAUGGCAAAAGAAAAACACCUCGAGAAAUCAUCAGUUUCUAACACAACCCUCAAGAAGAGUGUCUCCUCGCCGUUCAUGAACACAACCUCAAAAAUGUACACCAUCUCUGAAGUCAAAAAGCACAGCAACCCCGAUUCAGGUUGGAUCAUCGUAAACGGCCACGUGUACGAUUGCACCCGCUUCCUUAAAGACCAUCCCGGCGGCACCGACAGCAUCCUCAUCAACGCCGGCACCGAUUGCACGGAGGAGUUCGAAGCCAUCCACUCCGACAAAGCCAAGAAAAUGCUCGAGGAUUACCGAAUCGGCGAGCUCGUGACCAGCGUCGACACCUCUGAUUCGUCGGCGAAUAACUCCAUGCAUGGCAAUUCCGAAACCACUCAUUUGGCCCCCAUCGAGGAAGUUACACCACUAGGUAGCAUGGCUCUUAACCCACGUGAGAAAAUCCCAUGCAAGCUCGUGUCCAAAACGACGAUCUCCCACGACGUUAGGCUCUUCCGUUUUGCAUUACCCUCAGAGGAGCAACUCAUGGGUUUGCCAGUAGGGAAGCACAUAUUCUUAUGUGCAAGCAUUGACAAGAAGCUUUGCAUGCGAGCUUACACUCCAACGAGCGGCGUCGAUGAAGUGGGUUACUUCGAUCUAGUGGUCAAGAUUUACUUCAAAGGUGUGCACCCAAAGUUCCCAAAUGGUGGGGUCAUGUCUCAACACUUGGACUCGCUUCCUAUUGGCUCUGUCUUGGACGUGAAGGGUCCACUAGGCCACAUAGAGUACACUGGUAAAGGCAACUUUCUUGUUCACGGGAAACGCAAGUUUGCAAAGAGGCUAGCUAUGUUGGCUGGUGGGACUGGGAUCACACCCAUUUACCAAGUGGUCCAAGCCAUUCUUAAGGAUCCAGAGGACCCCACUGAAAUGCAUGUGGUGUACGCGAACCGGACCGAGGAUGAUAUUUUGCUGAGGGAAGAGCUCGAUGCGUGGGCUAAGAAGCAUGACCGGUUCAAGGUAUGGUACGUGGUACAAGAAAGCAUAAGAGAAGGGUGGGAAUACAGCGUGGGGUUCGUAACGGAAAGUAUCCUCAAAGAGCAUGUUCCACGGGCAUCUCAGGAUACUUUGGCUUUGACAUGUGGACCACCUCCCAUGAUUCAGUUUGCAGUGCAGCCGAAUUUGGAGAAGUUGGGCUAUGACAUCAAGAACAACUUGGUCGUGUUUUAGACUUUUAGGUCUUUGACUAUUAGGUUGUAUUUGUGGGUUUACGACAAAAAAAAAAAAUGUAAAUUUCAAAAAAAUCCACCUGUUUAAAUCGUUAACCAAAUAUUUUACCGGACUAAUGUAAAAAACGUAU
Molecule: messenger RNA, 2865 nt
Organism: Gastrolobium bilobum
Lineage: Eukaryota; Viridiplantae; Streptophyta; Magnoliopsida; Fabales; Fabaceae
Product: inducible nitrate reductase [NADH] 2-like
Exons: 4
Coding region: 87-2735 (882 amino acids)
Biological process (GO): nitrate assimilation; nitric oxide biosynthetic process
Molecular function (GO): molybdopterin cofactor binding; nitrate reductase (NADPH) activity; molybdenum ion binding
Source: RefSeq, a predicted model, not a curated record